UCCAAGACAAUCUUCCGCCAUAAUCCAUAUCUUUCGUUUCGUCUGCCUUCCGUCGCUAACUCCCUCUCUCUCUCUCUCUGUCUCUCUAUCUAUCUCUCUCAAGAAGAAAGGAACGAUUAUUUCCCUGAUCAAGACCCAAAAAUGGGGGAUCCAAGUCACCUGGAGAAAAUGGGCAGAGAGCUCGAAUGCCCCAUUUGCUUGGGUCUGUUGAAUUCUGCCGUUUCACUUACAUGCAACCACGUAUUCUGCAAUGCCUGUAUCAUGAAAUCAAUGAAAUCAGGUUCCAAUUGUCCUGUUUGCAAAGUGCCCUACCAGCGCAGAGAGGUUCGUCCGGCUCCUCACAUGGAUAACUUGGUUAGCAUUUAUAAAAGCAUGGAAAUUGCUUCAGGUAUUAAUAUUUUUGUCACCCAGAACCAGCCUCAGGAUGGACCAUCAGAUGAUGAAAAGCAAGUUGAAAAUGAUCUCAAUUGUAGUGAGAGAGUGGACGAUCAGGGAGCGACCAAAAGAAGAGGAUCGAGGGUGGAUAAGUCCACAACUGUGAAUUCUGAUCCCCUUCCUGUGAAGCCUUCUUUUCCUACCAACAAAAGGGUUCAGGUGCCACAAUAUCCUCAUACAGAAAUGCAAAUGUCGGCUGCAAAACUUGGACGUGGAUUGGCUGAAAGCACCAAGGAUGAAUCUAAAUGCAGUUUGAUAGUUCAAAAGGAGAAUUACGUUCUAAAAGAAAAGGAAGAAUUAAUACUUGCACCCUUUUUCUGGUUGAGGGAGGAAGAUGUAGAGAAGUCAAGUCAGCUUACUGAUGGGGAUCAAUUUGCGUAUAUAACACCACCUGAAGUUCCUUCUUUCAGUGAUAUUAAGGAUUCUGAUGAUGAAGGCUCCUCUAAAGAGGAGGUGCAGGGAAACACUGGUCAUGUGAAUUUCUUCGAUAGCGAAAUGUUUGAAUGGACACAGAGAGCUUGCUCCCCUGAACUUCUUCCAAGUCCUGUUAAAAUGCAGGUUGCAGAUACUGAUGAACUAGCACUACAAGGUGCAAAUACAGUCGAACCCUAUAUUAAUAAUGGCGCAUGCAUGACAACUAGACAUGAUACAUCAGAAGAAAUGCUGCCUAAUAUGUCAUCUUCCAGAACCAAGGCUAUUAGUAAUAAGAUUAGGAAUCAAAAAUCCAGGCAAAUAGGUAGGAAAGCUAGAAAGACUGCCCAAAAGAAGAUUGCUGAAAGAACUACCAGUCCUGUUUGGAAAAAUUAUGCUGAUCUAGGAAAAUUAUCUGAUGGUUUUAAUCAAAACCAAGCAGCUGACAAUAGUGGCAAUUCUUAUUUGGCUAAGACUAGGAUAAAUAAGGUGGCUGGUUUGGAUCACUAUGAAACUGAACCAAUAGCAACAUAUGUUUCUGCUGCCUCUGGAAAUGCAGAUACUCCUAACCAGGAUGACACACAAAUGGUUAAGAAGUUGCCUACCAGAGCCAGCAAGAAAAAAUGUGGUGAUGAAUAUGAGAAUUUGACGACAGGAAAAAGUUGCAGGAGGAUCACUGGCCCGUGCCAAAAGAAAUCUUGUUCAAAGUCAAAGAAACAAAAACCAAGUUCAGCUAUAGUUGAUUUCCCUGAAGAAGUUUCAACCGCACACAACCAGACAAAAGAAAAGAUGAUUCUACAGAACUCUUUUUCCAUUCCUGUAGCUAAUGACAAUGGUGUCAAACAGUUAAGUGAAGGAUCGAUCAAACGUGCUAGAGAAGUAAAGUCUGCUUUGAGUUUGAAAAGCGAGAAAAACACAAGUUGUAAGAAAAAGAUGAAACUAUCUUUUACUGAUGACACAAAAGAUUGGUUGGCUGAAGACCAUCAGCUAGGAAAUAGCAAUGUUUCUAUGGGGAGAUUAAGUGAACAGGUUCAAGGGAGUCCUACUGUUGGAAUUUCAGAUGGUUCAACAGCAAAGAAGCUUCCUGUUGCAAAUGGAAUGGCCUUGCGCAAAUGUGAGACUGUUACAAAUAAAACACAAUGUGCUUUCUGUCUUUCUACCGAAGAGUCUGAGGCCUCAGGGCAGAUGGUUCAUUAUUAUGAUGGCAGGCCUGUUCCUCUAGAUUAUAAUGGUGGCUCAAAGGUCAUACAUUCACACAAGAACUGCACUGAAUGGGCACCUAAUGUUUAUUUUGAAAAUGAUAAGGCAAUCAACCUUGAAGCUGAAUUAUCCAGGAGUCGAAAAAUAAAAUGCCCCUGUUGUGGACUCAAAGGUGCAGCGUUGGGCUGUUAUGAAAAGAGUUGCCGCAAGAGUUUUCAUGUUCCUUGUGCAAAAUUAAUCUCAGAAUGCCGGUGGGACACUGAAAACUUUGUAGUGUUAUGCCCUCUUCAUGCCUCGUCUAAGUUGCCCAAUGAAAAUUCAGAAUCUCAAGAAAGCAGAAAAAGACGUGUUUUGAGAGGACAUUCUCCCAUUCACUACAAUCGAGUUCCUACAACCAAUGGCAUCAGUGUGCAGAAGAAAUGGAAUCCUUGUGGGUCUCCCAACAAAUUGAUUCUCUGUUGUUCAGCUCUUACAGUUGGAGAGAGGGAAAUCAUAUCUGAAUUUGAGAAAUUAUCUGGGUUAACAGUGUUGAAGAAAUGGGAUUCAAGUGUGACCCAUAUCAUUGCAUCCACAGAUGAAAAUGGAGCAUGCAAAAGAACUCUUAAAACUUUAAUGGGUAUCUUGGAGGGGAAGUGGAUACUGAAUAUUAAUUGGGUCAAAGCUUGCAUUAAAGCCAUGAAACCUGUUGAUGAGUUGCAAUAUGAAAUUACUCUUGAUGUUCAUGGAAUCAGGGAUGGUCCUCAACUUGGCAGGCUGAGGCUCCUGAACAAGCACCCAAAGCUUUUCGAUGGGUCUAAGCUCUACAUGAUGGGAGAUUUUGAGCCUUCUUAUAGGGGAUAUCUACAAGACCUUGUAGUUGCUGCAGGAGGCACCAUUCUGCAUAGAAAACCCAUUUCAGGUGAUCAGGGAGCCCCUGUAUCUUCAACCUUCAUAAUUUACAGCCUUGAGUUGCCUGAAAAAUGUGAUCCAGGCAAGAAGCAUAUGAUUUUAAGCCGCAGGCAGUCUGAUGCUGAAGCUCUGGCAAGUUCAACCGGAGCCAAAGCAUUAAGCAAUACGUGGCUUUUGAACUCCAUCUCUGCGUGCAAAUUGCAAAAUCUCUAAACAGUUUUGCAUCUGUAAAUGUGUACUCUUGCAAUGUAACAGGUAAGAGAAGUAGAAAUUGUUUUCUGUGAAUCCAUUACAAUGAAUUUUCUUUAACUAGUUGGGAGUGAAAAUUAGAACUGUUCUAUCAGAAUAUGGCAAAAUAAAAUC
Theobroma umbraticum is the source of this 3297-nucleotide messenger RNA. It is a transcript of the gene BRCA1, whose product is annotated as breast cancer susceptibility1. Gene Ontology annotation, molecular function: ubiquitin-protein transferase activity. Gene Ontology annotation, biological process: double-strand break repair via homologous recombination; positive regulation of transcription by RNA polymerase II. The record is from RefSeq and is a predicted model, not a curated record. NCBI's taxonomy places the organism in Eukaryota, Viridiplantae, Streptophyta, Magnoliopsida, Malvales, Malvaceae. Gene Ontology annotation, cellular component: BRCA1-A complex; BRCA1-BARD1 complex.